AUGCCACGAGCGUAUCGAGCUCUCCCGCCUCCGUCCCGCCUUUCUCAGGUCAUGCAAUUUCUAAACAAAGAGCCGAAGCCACUGCUAUCUACACUAUCCUCAAUUCAAUUGAAGCUCGCUGUACGGAACGAUCACUGGGGUGCACGGCAUUUCUUGAAGGAGGACAUGCCCCGGAUACAAUACACGAAUCCAAACAUCAAGAUUAAAGUAAAUAGACUCAAGAAAACCAAGGAGGAGAACUGGGAUCCCGAGCUGGAACUUCACUUCCGUGAUGGCAAGGAGCAAAAGUUGUCGCUCGCUGACAAACGAUCUUCUGACAUCUUCGUUGAGCUCAUGAACCUGGCCGGUGGCAUUCAGUGGGACCGGUGGAAACAGCAGCGGACCUCUGCUAACCUCCCUCUCGUUGAUCCUCCCACUCCGAAAGCACCGUCAUUGGCAUCGCUCUCUACAAAACCUAUCACGGGAAAGAAGAAGCAAUCGACGGAAAAGAAGGAGCCCGAGGUCGUGCCAGAUAUGCCAGACUUAUCGAAAACGGGGGCGGCUAUGGUGCUUCCGUAG
Stereum hirsutum FP-91666 SS1 is the source of this 558-nucleotide messenger RNA. RefSeq lists its product as uncharacterized. The record is from RefSeq and is a predicted model, not a curated record. Gene Ontology annotation, molecular function: structural constituent of ribosome. Gene Ontology annotation, cellular component: mitochondrion. The transcript has 3 exons. Lineage: Eukaryota; Fungi; Basidiomycota; Agaricomycetes; Russulales; Stereaceae. The coding region runs from base 1 to 558 and encodes 185 amino acids.